Molecule: messenger RNA, 3664 nt
Organism: Perca fluviatilis (European perch)
Lineage: Eukaryota; Metazoa; Chordata; Actinopteri; Perciformes; Percidae
Product: homeobox protein engrailed-2b-like
Exons: 2
Coding region: 390-1244 (284 amino acids)
Biological process (GO): regulation of transcription by RNA polymerase II; multicellular organism development; neuron differentiation
Cellular component (GO): nucleus
Molecular function (GO): RNA polymerase II cis-regulatory region sequence-specific DNA binding; DNA-binding transcription factor activity, RNA polymerase II-specific
Source: RefSeq, a predicted model, not a curated record
AAUAAUUGUGUGCAGGGACCCGGAAAAAAAUAAAUAGACUCUUUAUUUUUCACUCUUUUUUUAUACAAUUUUUAAAUAAUAAAAAAAAAUUGAGCAGCGAGUCCAGCCACGAGGAGUAGGCUUUUACCAGAAACUGAAGCAUGAAUUUUCUUUGUCAAAAUCCUAAGAGGCGCGUUUUCACAGCAACAACAAUAUAAAAAACUACUCUGCCAAAAAAAGGAAUUAGUCUAGCUCAUCGACGUUUUUGUUUUUUUGGAGUGAAAAUUAUAGGCUAGCAGCCUUAUUAAUCGGUAAGAAAGAGGACAGGACAACACGACAUUGGAAUUACUACUUUGUAUAAAAAAUAAAAAUAAAAAAAGAGGUGCUGAGGGUGAUCAGGCUUCAUCAUUAUGGAAGAAAAUGCUCGCCGAGACCCAGAGCGCGCACAGGACUCCGGCGAGGAGUCCAACCGGGCCAUCCUGCCUCUCCUCCAGCCACCUGGCAACCAGCAGUCCCACAGGAUCACAAACUUUUACAUCGACAACAUUUUGAGACCGGACUUUGGCCGAAAGAGAAAGCACGGGAAUCCGGUCCGGGAGGGAGACCGUCUGGGUCUGGGUCUGGGAGUGAUCAUACGCACAGAGGAGCUGACAGGGACAAAGUCUUCCAAAACUGGCAACCCGCAGCAGGGUGGAGCAGGAGGCGAGGAAGAAGAAGAACAACAACAACAAGAGGAGGAUGAGGACACGGGAGCAUCCGACGACCAGCAUCCGGACACUGAGGCCAAGAGGCCGGACCUGAGAGCCGGGGAUGCGGCUGGGAAGGGUCGGGGGGGCGGCGGGGACCGGUGCCGCAGCCCCGAGGCCGGCUCGGCCCCUGCGUCCAAGCCGCCGAUGCUGUGGCCGGCCUGGGUUUACUGCACCCGCUACUCGGACCGUCCAUCAGCAGGGCCCAGAUCCCGCAAACCAAAGAAGGAACCGACCCCGAGUAAAGAGGACAAGCGGCCCCGGACGGCCUUCACCGCGGAGCAGCUCCAUCGGUUAAAAACGGAGUUCCAGAACAACCGGUACCUGACCGAGCAGCGGCGGCAGAGCCUGGCCGGGGAACUUGGCCUUAACGAGUCUCAGAUCAAAAUCUGGUUUCAGAACAAACGGGCCAAAAUCAAGAAAGCCACCGGGAAUAAAAACGCUCUGGCGCUGCAUCUCAUGGCACAGGGACUGUACAACCACGCCGGGUCCAAGGACGCCAAGUCGGACAGCGACUAGAGGAGACACGGAGGGACAGGAGGGGGUUCUGAACCAUGCAAUAAAAAUCACUUCAGUACCAGCAUUCAUAUUUAAAAACUCAAGCAGAGACGAUAUUGUGACAUUUUGUUUGUCGUGUGUGUGUGUGUGUGUGUGUGUGUGUGUGUGUGUGUGUUGUGUGUGUGUGUGUGUGUGUGUGUGUGUGUGUAGGCUAAUGCGUCCUGCAGGGCUGUAGUAGCCUAUAAAUGACGACGUCCAAUCCAAAUCAAAACGUAUGCUGCGUUCAUGUCACGGACAGAAGUCGGGAUUUUCCACGGUACUACACGACUGUUACAAUUCUAAAAACCCGCCACUCCCGUAGGCCUACAAUUAGCUUAGACGUCCAAAUAAAAACAGCCACGGAUGCUUCUGUUAGAUCUGAUUUUAGCAACUUUAUAGGCUGCAUUGUUUGAGAAGGCCGAUUCUGAACUCUGCGUGGCACAUAAAGGCCACAUUUCCAAACUGCUGGUCACUCAUUGAGAAAAGAGUAGCCUAAAACAUUUCUAUGUGUUAGCUAAAAGCAGGCUACCAGCAGCUGAGGCAAUAGGCCUACAGUUCAUUUCAAAUGCUACCAUUUCACCUACGUUUGGGAUAAAACAUGCGCUUUGAUGUAGCCUAGUAAUUUAAAGGCUAUUAUCGAUGGCUAAGAAAAUAAAGACUAUUUUGAAAUUGUUUAACAUUAUAACUAAUAGGCCUAGUUAGGCUAUAGUUUGAACAGUGUACCCCCGCCAUGUUUGACAUCAGGUAACAGCCUAUUAUUUCAGAAACCUCAUACAUUUCAACCUACUUCAAGUUCCAAAUUUCCACCUGAGUUGUUGUUUUUUCUGUGAAGAAACGCCCAGAAUACCGAUAUUCUGACACACAUGGAACGCAGCAUUCUCGGGUAAGAUGGGACAAAUAGGCUACAGAAAACAUAUCUUUUUUUUUUUAAGAGGCGGGGAAAGAGAGCAAAUAACAUCCAAUAGGAGCUUAGAAAACAUGCACGAGCUCCAUGCCGGGGACGAGACAAGUGGACUGGACAGCCGUCACGCGCACUACAGCCCUGUGUCCCGUCAGGCUCAACUGUUGUGUCUGAGGAACUUUUUAUUGUUUAUGAAAACUAUAUGCUGAAAUCCAAAGAUUUUUUUCUGCUGCAUUCUGGGAACUGUGAAUCGAGAAAAUAGCCUCUACUUUGUGUUGUCUGUGUUUUGUACUUGUUUUUUAUUUUUUCUUACUUAAUUGGCUAUUUUCUGCUCUUUUCCUUUUUAUUCUGUCGGCGUGCUGUUGGCCUACUGAAUGUUUACCUGGAGGUCUGGUUGUUUUGGAGUAGCCUUCUAAAGCCUUUUAUACGGGCGCCAACAUUAGAUAAUAACGACCCAUUUUUUUAUAUCUGCAAUUAAAGGUCUGCUUUAUAGAAGCUGUGUGCUGAAUGCAAACUGUUCAAUUACUAAAUUUGGUCCUUAUACAAAAGAACUGGCAACGGACCCACACGCAACAGAACGCGACAAGCCUCGGUUUAAAUUCUAUCAUCCGAUUUUAGGUAGCGCUGGAAGAAAGCAAGAUGCGUUUUCUCCAGAUAACACCAAACACUCGUUUUCAUUUUUAUUUUCGUUUAUUUGAAAAAAAUAUAUAAAAAAUGACCAGAACACACCUAUUUUUUUUUUCUUCUUUCUUUCAACAAACACUCAAAUUGUAGCCUUACACGCCCUUUAAAACAAUUCACGUGAUGUCCCAAAGCCAAGCUACACCAUCAACAAGGGACAUUCUUACCCACUCGUGUCCGACCGUCUGCCGACUUUGGCACCGCACCCUCCGGCCAAACCACGGACCUAUAGCUCGUAGCCUAUAGGCUAUCAUUCUACGAAUGUUUCAAGAAGAAAAAAAAAUAGGCAACGUUUUUAUUUGUUGUUAACAAAGAACCGUUAUAUUCUUAUUUAUAAUACAAUGCACACAUCUAUAGCCAUGUGGAAACGGGGCUCUGGAGUGUUUACAUAACUUAUUUUUAUCCUGCAAUAACUUUUCUGUUUGAAUGCCUCAUCUGACGGGCCUUUUGCCGGGUCUAAUUAAUGUGGAUCCGAACCAAAUCGUGGUCUUAUACGAUGCUGUGAAUGUGUCUUUUUUUAUUUUAUUUUUUUAUUUUGUGUUAUAGGAAGUCCGUUUUUUCUUCUUCCUUGCAUUCAAUUACAACCCUGGACAAGCUUCUGCCUUAAAAAAAAAAAAAAAAAAUUAGUAAAUAUAGUUAGUGUUCUAAAGAAAAGAGCAGCGGUGUUUUCUACAAUGGGAUUUUUUUUGGACAUCAGGAUUUUCUUUUUUUUUUAAAUGAACACAUUGAGUUGUGUUUUAUUCCCUCUCAGCUGAAGUUCUCUUUUAUACGAUCCUACAUGUAAAUAAUUUAUAUCAUAAUGGUGUGGUGGUAAAUAAAA